Pan troglodytes (chimpanzee) is the source of this 3871-nucleotide messenger RNA. RefSeq names its product amphiphysin (gene AMPH). Gene Ontology annotation, molecular function: protein binding; phospholipid binding. The transcript has 7 exons. The record is from RefSeq and is a predicted model, not a curated record. The coding region runs from base 182 to 2761 and encodes 859 amino acids. Gene Ontology annotation, cellular component: synaptic vesicle; cytoplasm; plasma membrane. Gene Ontology annotation, biological process: synaptic vesicle endocytosis. Lineage: Eukaryota; Metazoa; Chordata; Mammalia; Primates; Hominidae.
UGGAUUUUUUUGGUAUUUGAUAUGCAUUACAUACAUAGUAUAUUUUCUAGAAUGAACUGUUUCCCCAUGGCAUUGCUAGUCAUGGAUUUAAACCUUAAGCCAAUGAAUGUAAUCACUUUCCAGUUUGGUUUUACUGGUGCUACUCGCCUGAAGAGCUUUGUGUUUCUCAUCAAAUCUUACCAUGUUCUGUUUCAUCUUUUGUUUUUGUUUUUUUUCCUUUGCUCUUCUGCAUACUUUAAAGACUGACUCUUCAGAAAGUCUUUCCUUGUGUAACCUGAUCAUGGAGGAAACUCCAGACAGUGGGUUGGCCGAAGAAAUUCAAAGAUCUCAAAAUGAUAUAGGUGCAUUUACUUGGGGCCCUGACGCUAGUACAGACAGGGUCAGCCAAGAAAUUACCUCAGGUGGGUUUGGAGAAGACUCUGCAUGUCCCUCCGAAACAGAGCAAGACAUAAGAUUAUCCACCAGCCUGCUUUCGUCUGCUGACUGGCCCAAUGUAGCUGAAGAGAGUGAGCAUGCCCCGGGGCCAGCCUUUCCAGGUGGAAAUGAACAACUGCCCCCAAAGCCUGCGCCGGAGGCUGGAGUUGCCAUUGCUGCUUGUGUGGAGAUGGAGCAGCUGUAUGACCCACUUGACUCAGACAUGCCAGCCAUGGACACAGCUGGCCUGUUCAAAGAAAGUCAUGAAGAUAUGAAGAAGUCAGAUGAAGAGGAAGAGAAACAGAAGAUAGAAGAUUCUCUGUGGUCAGGUGUGGAGGCGUGUCAAAAGGUAGACACUGGAGCUAUUGAUAUCAAGACACUAGAAGGUACAGAGGAAUUUGAAGAGAAAGCAUGUGAAAGGACAGGAAACAGAGUGGUAGAACUUCUUAAUACCAUAGGAAAGGAAGACCAUAAGACCUUAAAAAUUAAUGAAGUGGAAACUAGAAAAGAUCUAAGAGCAGGGUAUAAGGAAAGUACAAACACCAAUGAAAAUUAUUUUGAGAAAACUGACCUAUUAGAAAAGGACAUGGAAGGAGGAGAUAUGGCAAAAGAACUUAGUGACAGAGACCAAGGUCUACAUGAUGGAAUUCAAAAGGUAAUCAAUAAUUGUGGAAUGAUAGAAGGCUUUGGAGCCAAACCUGCCAAUCACCCAGAUAUCUUGAAUCCAUCUCUCCAGACCUACUCUGUAUCUAAUAUUGAAGAUGGCAGCCCUGAGGGAUGGGAUUUGACUAGAAAAGACAUAAAGAAAAAUGCAAUAGACACUCCCAACCAUGAUAUGAUAUUUUACCCAGCACAAGACAGUACAGAUGCUGAAGAAAUUCAGUGUGAGACUGUGUUAAAUGCUCUUGUAGGUGACAGGGAUAAAAAUCAGGCUGUUUUAUCAAUAAAACUUGAAGUAGAAGCUCAGUCUAGGACUGACCUUAAUUAUUCUCUGGGAAGAGAUGCAAACAGAAGAGAUUUAUGUUCAUGUAAGGCAGAAAGUUCACUAAUAGAAGGGUCUGAAAGAACAGUAACUGAGAACCGUAGUCAUACUGUUAACUUGCCAAGAAUUGCAGAGAUAGACUCUUGGGGAACAGAUCCAGGUCAAAUCUGGCAGCCAAGCUUGGAUUCAGCAAUGAAUAAUUUGGAUAUAACAGGAUUCUCUGGUAUACCAGAUGGCCAAGCAAGUGGAUUUGCCAGUUGUCUGGAUUCUAUUAACCACUGGCCUAUCAGAGAUACAGAAGGCUUAGAUAAUAGCUGGACACAUUUAGAUGUAGUUGAGCACAAGGAAGAACUGAAGGUGGACUUACUAGCAGGUGAUUGUAGGGAACAAGCCAUUGCUAGCUGCUGGGAACAAAGCCAGGAGAUAGCAAGACCAUUGAUUUUGGGGACCUCCUGGAAUGCUAGCACUGAGAGUUCUGCUAGUUCCCGAGACCAGGACAUCAACAACUCAGAUUUAUCUGAAGAUGAAAUUGCUAACCAGAGAUAUGGAUUGUUGUACCAAGAAAUAGAGGCUGACAAAGAUGAGGCUUCUGGUGGUUCAUUUAAUGGAUUCACACAGCCCCAGGAUACUUCAUUAUUCACAAUGCAGACAGACCAGAGUAUGAUCUGCAACUUGAUCAUACCUGGAGCUGAUGCUGAUGCAGCUGUUGGAACCUUGGUGUCAGCAGCUGAGGGGGCCCCAGGAGAGGAAGCAGAGGCGGAGAAGGCCACUGUCCCUGCCGGGGAAGGAGUAAGUUUAGAGGAGGCCAAAAUUGGAACUGAAACCACUGAGGGUGCAGAGAGUGCCCAACCUGAAGCAGAGGAGCUGGAAGUAACAGUGCCUCAGGAGAAGGUCAUUCCUUCGGUGGUCAUAGAGCCUGCCUCCAACCAUGAAGGGGAAGGAGAAAACGAAAUAACUAUAGGUGCAGAGCCCAAGGAGACCACCGAGGACGCGGCUCCUCCGGGCCCCACCAGCGAGACGCCGGAGCUGGCUACGGAGCAGAAGCCUAUCCAGGACCCUCAGCCCACACCUUCUGCACCAGCCAUGGGGGCUGCUGACCAGCUAGCAUCUGCAAGGGAGGCCUCUCAGGAAUUGCCUCCUGGCUUUCUCUACAAGGUGGAAACACUGCAUGAUUUUGAGGCAGCAAAUUCUGAUGAACUUACCUUACAAAGGGGUGACGUGGUGCUGGUGGUCCCCUCAGAUUCAGAAGCUGAUCAGGAUGCAGGCUGGCUGGUGGGAGUGAAGGAAUCAGACUGGCUUCAGUACAGAGACCUUGCCACCUACAAAGGCCUCUUUCCAGAGAACUUCACCCGACGCUUAGAUUAGGGCAACAAGUACUGCAAGAAGGAGCUCAGUUACGGGGUUUUUAAACCUUCAUGAAAACCUGAAGAGUUCACUUUUGCUAUUAUGCUCUUAAUGAUUUACAGACUGAUGCCAGACAAACCUUGGGAAGAUGUAUCAGUGGAGCAUGUGUGCAAAAAAAAUGUAGGAGGAAAAAAAGUAAAUUAAGGAAAAAAUCCUCACUCAUUCCCAUGUUGUCAAUAACAGGUUUGUUUGUGCUUUGUCCAAGCUGUGGAGACUCUUGUACUUGAUCCCCUCCCACCAAUUCUAAAGUAGCUUUCUCCAGAUCAGACUUUAAUUUCUCUGCAUCAGGUGUAUCGUACUGAGUGGCUGCCCUGCAGAAGAUGUGAUGAAUUAUCCUGUAGUACAAGAUGAUCUUAUUCCCCUGCCCAGGUGUGAGCACGUGCUCUCGCUCCCUUUCAGGUUUACUAUGUUUAAAACUAAACUGCUGCAAAAGUUCUCAGUGUUCUUUUCCAACACAUCUAUAUAUAUAUGGACACACAGUCACGCAAGCUAGUUCCCAUGACUCCUGGAUCUAUGUGUAUGCAGAAGGCUACAUAUACAUAGUUGCUUCUUUCCUUUCCAUUGUAGCUCUUUGCCUCUCAAGUGUCAUUGAUACAUGCAUUGCUCUUAUUCUGUCUGGCAUUACAAUUGCAGUUUUGCCUCAUGGCAAAACCAGCCAUCCCAUUGCCAAAACAGUCAACAGUAUCUGUGUUUGUACUGUGAAGUUUUCAGGAUGAGAUGACAGAUAGCACGACUAUCUGUCCCUCAGAGAAGGCGGGGCCUGAUUUAUCUAGCUGUCCAGCCGCUGUGGCUGGAGGUAGGCUAGUUGGGAUGGGCAGCUAAGCAGUCUUCUCUUCUGCCUUUAUGAGAUUGGGUAGAAAGAUGGGGCAUAUUCAUCCACCCCCAAAAGAACACUAUAAAAACAGCUCCUCUAUAUUUCCACCUCUUUCUAUUUAUGCAACUCAUCUUCACAGAUUGUUCUAAAGUAAAAUAGAUGGUGUAUGCUGUAUCCACAAAUCAUCUGUAACAAUUAUGUUUUCAGUGCUGUGUCAUUCCAAAUAAACCUUUGGUAAUCUCCAACGAUUACCCUAA